Molecule: messenger RNA, 1275 nt
Organism: Kalmanozyma brasiliensis GHG001
Lineage: Eukaryota; Fungi; Basidiomycota; Ustilaginomycetes; Ustilaginales
Product: Acyltransferase 3
Exons: 1
Coding region: 1-1275 (424 amino acids)
Biological process (GO): polysaccharide biosynthetic process
Cellular component (GO): membrane
Molecular function (GO): acyltransferase activity, transferring groups other than amino-acyl groups
Source: RefSeq, a predicted model, not a curated record
AUGACCGCUGGUAGCGCCAUGGAGGAAGAGAUCAAGGGGCAGCCAUCGCGUCGACCGUCACGCGAAGCGAGCCCCGACGUCACAUUAGAGAAGUCGUCAAGCACGCUCCCACUUCACUCGUCAGGCUCGCUUCGUCCGAGCAACUUCAAGGUGCUCGGCAAACUCGGAUUUGUCCCUGGUUGGGAAGGUCUGCGAGGCUUGGCCGUGUCCAUGGUCAUGUACUCGCACGUCGCAUUGCACAAGGAGAUGAUCGGCACCAUGGGUGUGGGCAUCUUCUUUGUCCUCUCCGGUUUCCUCAUCACGGGCGUGCUCGUCUCGCUCAUCGAAAAGUACGAUCAAGCAAGGCAACAAGCGUCGGGCACAUCUGAAAAGGUAUCCUUGGGCGAGCGCUUGUCGUAUCUGCCGCGAUUCUACUUGGAUCGAUUCGUACGCCUGACGCCUGCCAUGGCCCUCAUGGUGGUUAUCGUUACGUAUCAGUGCCGCUUCUACCCCACCAUUCGCGCCGACGCAUUCGCGGCGUUCUUUUAUGUGCACAACUUCUUGCCCAAGCAGGUGGACGAGCCAAGACUCAUGUUCCCUGGCAUGUUCGAGCACACCUGGUCGCUCGCGGUCGAGGAGCAGUUCUACAUUUUCUGGUCGUUGGUCAUUGCCUUUAUCGUACCGCUUUCGCAGCGUCGAAGGGCUAUGGCUCUGGGCGCGCUCAUCUCGGUGAGCUUCUUCGUUCGACACUACAGCGGCUACGCUUUCCUCAGUGACCACAUGUACGGCAUCGACUAUCGCUACGCCUACACCGCCAACGCCUUCAAGAUGUUUAUCGGAUGCGCCGGCCGUCUGCUGCCGAUGCCCACCCUCUGGACCAAAAAGUGGUUUGGGUUCGUCAGCACCGUGACGUUGCUGUUGGGCGUCUACUUUUGGGGAUGGACGCUGAUCUCGUGGGGCUACGAUUAUCGCACCGAGGGCGCGUGGCUGGAGCUGUGGACCUCGAUCUUGGUCUUGAUGGUGGUGAUCGGCAGCGUCAACGGCAACGUGAUCCUCGAGUCACAGAUUUUGCGAUUCCCAGGACGCAUCUCGUACUCGUGGUACCUCUGGCAGUUCCCGUGCCACGCCAUGGUGGGAUGGCCUGCCAACAACUACGGACCCACGGGCCUCGCAUUCGCCAUUGCGACUUUCACAACCUUUGUGAUUGAAGAGCCCAUCAGGAACCGGUAUCACGUUUGGAGGAACGCCAGAGCUGCGUCACAAGAAGACAAGCCUCAUACUCGACGCCAGGAAUGA